GAAUCUGCAAGGUAAAGUUUUCGCUGCCAAUUAUGAAGUGGCCGCACAAUAUAAAUGGCAAGUUCAAGCCAGUAUCGAUAAGCACUAUCACACCAAAAGAAUGGAACAGUCGCCAAAGAAAAAGGAGAAGGAAGAUGGACCGAGAGAGACCAAGUACAGAGGAGUACGGAGGCGACCAUGGGGGAAGUUCGCAGCAGAGAUUCGAGAUUCGAACAGGCACGGAGCUCGAAUAUGGCUGGGCACUUUCAGCACAGCAGAAGAAGCGGCGAGAGCCUAUGAUCGUGCAGCUUUUGGGAUGAGAGGGCAAUCGGCGAUUCUGAACUUCCCGGAAGAAUAUGGUUUGAGCAAUGGGGGAAGUGCUGGUGCUAGUAGUAGUAGCCACCAGCAUCGCUGUUCAUCGUCGUCUUCAAUGGUGGAAGCCCAGGGUCAGGGUGGGAGACAAGUGUUUGAGUUCGAGUGUUUGGAUGAUAAAUUGUUAGAGGACCUUCUCGAUCAUGCCGCCAAGAAAGAAGAGUAAAGCCUACCCUGUUGGCCUCUAAGCUAGGAAUUCAAUGGUCUCUCCAU
Molecule: messenger RNA, 564 nt
Organism: Prosopis cineraria
Lineage: Eukaryota; Viridiplantae; Streptophyta; Magnoliopsida; Fabales; Fabaceae
Product: ethylene-responsive transcription factor ERF095-like
Exons: 1
Coding region: 101-517 (138 amino acids)
Biological process (GO): ethylene-activated signaling pathway; regulation of DNA-templated transcription
Molecular function (GO): DNA-binding transcription factor activity; DNA binding
Source: RefSeq, a predicted model, not a curated record